This is a messenger RNA of Pipistrellus kuhlii (Kuhl's pipistrelle), 4048 nucleotides long. RefSeq names its product zinc finger protein 346 (gene ZNF346). NCBI's taxonomy places the organism in Eukaryota, Metazoa, Chordata, Mammalia, Chiroptera, Vespertilionidae. The coding region runs from base 157 to 1044 and encodes 295 amino acids. The record is from RefSeq and is a predicted model, not a curated record. The transcript is spliced from 7 exons. Gene Ontology annotation, molecular function: zinc ion binding; double-stranded RNA binding.
CCCCAGCAGUCACCCGGCAAAAGGACCGUCGGGGCGGAACCGCAACGCGAUUUGCGGCUCCCAACCUCGCGAGAUUUGUUAGCCGGGCCAAGUCACCCGUCCAGCCUCAUCUCGCGAGGCCCCGGCCCUGCCGGCAGAUCUGGGAUUCCAGGGAAGAUGGAGUACCCCGCGUUGGGCACCGUGCAGGCCACGGACAGCGGAGGGGUCCAGCCAUACCACAGCUCGGGGGAGCCGGAGGGUCGGGAGCCGGACGGGCUGCGCUUCGACCGCGAGAGGGCGUGCCGCCUGUGGGAAGCGGUGUCCGGGGCCCAGCCCCUGGGGAGGGAGGAAGUGGAGCAUAUGAUCCAGAAGAACCAGUGUCUCUUCACCAACACCCAGUGUAAGGUUUGCUGCGCCUUGCUCAUUUCAGACUCUCAGAAGCUGGCACACUACCAGAGCAAAAAACAUGCCAACAAAGUGAAGAGGUACCUAGCAAUUCAUGGAAUGGAGACAUUAAAGGGGGAAAUGAAGAGGCUAGACUCAGAUCAGAAGAGCAGCAGAAGCAAAGACAAGAACCAGUGCUGCCCCAUCUGUAACAUGACCUUUUUCUCCCCUGUCGUGGCCCAGUCGCACUACCUGGGGAAGACCCACGCAAAGAACUUAAAGCUGAAGCAGCAAUCCACUAAGGUGGAAGCUCUGUCGAAACGCCUUACAAACCCUUUCCUUGUGGCCUCCACCUUAGCCUUACACCAGAAUAGAGAGAUGAUAGACCCAGACAAGUUCUGCAGCCUCUGCCACGCAACUUUCAACGACCCUGCCAUGGCUCAACAACAUUAUGAGGGCAAGAAACACAGGAAACAGGAGACCAAGCUCAAACUCAUGGCACACUAUGGACGGCUGGCAGACCCUGCUGUCACCGACUCAGCUGGGAAGGGCUAUCCGUGCAAGACAUGUAAGAUAGUGCUGAACUCCAUAGAACAGUACCAAGCUCAUGUCAGCGGCUUCAAACACAAGAACCAAUCACCGAAAACAAUGGUAUCACCUCUGGGCCAGAUUCCAAUGUAAAGACAACCCAUUCGGAAAGACUCAACUGCUUUGGAAGACUAGAGGUGUUUCUGUCCAGCACCCCGGGUUGAACCAGCCAUGAGCCAGCCUCCUCCUGACCAUGACCAUGGUCAGCCCUUGGCUCCCUCUUCCUCCUUUCUUACACAGGCCUGAGGAAUAGGCCACAGGCAGCCUCUGAUUGAUCCAGGCAAAUCCACCCAUGUUCCUCCCCUUUGGAAUGGGCUCUGAAAGUCAGGACAAAGAGGGAUUUUUUAGAGGACGUGGGUUCUCACAGGGUAGUAGUUUAGAGGAUGGCCUUUCCCCUUCCCUGGCCCUUCUAGGCCAUAUGUCAUGAGGCUUCAGUCCUGUGUUUCCUCUGCAAGUCAGUUUUGGACCACUCCUUGCAGCUAAACAACUGAGUUCUCCUGGGCUCUAGGCAUCUCCAAUGAAAUAUGGCACUUUCAUGCAGAGCUUGGCCUAGGCAGGAAAGGACAGAUGAAAAUAGCUGCCACAUGGAAGCUUAGAGAUAAUGUGACACUCACCUCCCCCAAAGAUGUGCAGACUUUCCUAAGCCUGGGACCAGAUGCUGGCCAGUUGUACAGGUUUCUGUCCACUGUGAAGUCUCCUCCUGGAGCAAUGCCGCAGUCCUGGCAGAGUGUUGCUGUCCCUCCUGACCCUCCACAGUUCCUGAAUGGUGCUAAGGACCUGCAGCAGCCGGAGACAAGCUAGAGCUGGAGAAGGCCUCAGUACCUAGUGGGAUCAUGGAAAGGCUCCAGGGGGCCUUUCCUCUGUGUCAGAGGUGUUCUGACCCAGUUCAUAUGGGAAAGUCCCCAUAUGCAAGUUUUCUUGAUGAUUCUCCAGCCAGCCAGCUCAGAGAUUCAUUGCUGCUCAUCGGCCUCCACUAGCCUUUCCUUCCCCACGUGCAGCAGACCACCUGCCCAGGUUGCUGUGGUGCUAACCCUCCCCCAUCACCCACCAGGAGAUUCCUGGGUACCAGGUAAAGGAAGGAGGGCUGGUACAAGUUUCCACUGAGCAAUCAGAUGUUCCCCAGACCCCAAACCUAGAUUUCUCCAGCUCUGCCAUGUCUUAUGGCCUGGGACUUCACUGGGAGUAUAUUUUUUCUUGUGUCUUUCAAGCAGGAAUUCUAGGGAGUGGAACCAUCAGUGGCCCUCCUUCACUGGGCAAAGAAGCCCCUAUUCUGCUCUCAAUGCCUCUUCCUCCCACUCCCUAUCCCUUGCCUGUGAAAUGCCUUUAGUGUUGUGUAUGGGUAUGUGUUUAUGCUCUGUCUCUUGGUUACUGAAGCAUCUAAAUAAAGAAUUUAUCCCAUGAGCCAGACUGCAACUUAACAGAACUGGGACUUGGGGCCAUAUUGCCAUUGGGUCUAAUAUGUGUAUCUUCAUCCCUUACCCUUAUCCCAUUCAUACUCCCACAGUCCUAAAUACUGAUCUUAGGAGUUAGGACAGAGAGAGGCAUCCAAAUUGUUUGGGAACUCUGAGGAAGUCUUCACACAUGCCCUAAAUUCAAUAUAACCUCAUCUACUCAUUCACCUUUCCCUGUAACGGAGAGUCUCAUGGAGGUCUCGAGAAAGUUUAAACUAGUAGCCUGCUUUGGUUGAGAGGAUCAUUUUAGCUGCUAUGCACAGAAGGAAUGUAGGAGAGCAGGAAAGGACACAGACAGAGGUCAAAUGGAGCCUUUUUGUGGUUCUUUCCAGGCUAACCCCUUCAGGGCAGAGAACUACCCUUGUUCAUCCCCACUUCCCUAAUGUACAGAGUGAUGUGUCAUGAAGUGUUUCCUGGAUGGUUGGAUGGAUGAAUGACUAUGCAUAAGGAGAAAUGGUCCUGGUAAUUCUUGGAAGAACCUUUUCCAUGACCCAGAAAUGAGCUGAGGAAGGAGUAUGAUGGCUUCAGGAUUCCUUUGUUUCUGACUAUCAGAUCUGAGGAAGAUGCUCACACAGCUGUAGCUCUAAUUCUUCACUCAGCAAAUGGUUCUUGAGCACCUGCUUUAGGCCAGCUGGAAAAGACCCUACACAGCCCCAAGUGUGGAUUCUCAGCUCUCAGCUUCCAAAGCCCAUACUGCCUCAGCGUUUUCCCCAGAACCCCUCUCCCCAACCCAAGAUGUCAGAAUUGGGCCCAUCUAACAAGCAAGGAAGUGAAGGGCAGAGGAAUAGUGGGCUGCCACACCAUGCCAUAUUCUUGGCCUGCAGGACCACUCUGGAUUCAGGAGUCCUGCCAGCUGUGUGCCCAGCCCGUUGGCAUGGGAAUACAGGAAUGAACACUUUUCUUUGGAGAGCUCACCACUGUUAAAGACCAUUAUGGCAAUGGUCAGAGGGUCAUACAGGGUGUUGUGGGAAUGCCCAGGAUGUAGGCAUUAACUCAGCCAAGGAUAUGAAAAGCUGGAGAAGUUGGGAAACUAGCAUUUGAUCUGCAUAACAACCUUUUGAACCAGAUGAUGAUAUUCCAUUUUCUAGAAAAGGAACAAGGCUUAGAGAGGUGUGGUGAUUUGCCCAAGGCCUUGCCACUAAAACAGCAAAAUGGGGAGUGGAUCCAGUUGUCCAGAUUUCUAUUCCAGAAUCCUUUCAAACAAGGACCAGAGUCCUUCCCACAUGACCCCUUAGCCGGCUUCACCCAUCUGGCUGGGUGAUUGUCUCAGAGCGAGCAGCCACAAAACAAGUCAUACAAUGUUCAUUAGUUAUUUUAUGAAUAUAAAAUAAGCUCCCUUAUGCGUCUCAUAAUUUUACUCAAGAUUCUCAGUGUAUUGGGCUCUAAUGAACUGUAAGAAACUUGAAAUGGCUAGCUAAAAGGAAAUUUACUGAUUCACUCAAUGAAAAAACUUGGUAUAGAGAUGGCUAGACCCAGGUUCUGACAGUGUCAUUAGUAAGAAUUCAAUCUCGCCAUGCUUUCCUCUGUGUGGCCUCCCUUGGGCAGACUCUGCAGAAGGUGGAAAGAUGGCCACUGGCAGCUCAAAGCUUAUAUCCUGAUAGAUUAGCAACUGAAAUGGGAAGAACAUCUUUUUCUAUUAGUUCCAA